Molecule: messenger RNA, 718 nt
Organism: Harmonia axyridis
Lineage: Eukaryota; Metazoa; Arthropoda; Insecta; Coleoptera; Coccinellidae
Gene: mRpL18
Product: 39S ribosomal protein L18, mitochondrial
Exons: 3
Coding region: 109-663 (184 amino acids)
Biological process (GO): translation
Cellular component (GO): ribosome
Molecular function (GO): structural constituent of ribosome
Source: RefSeq, a predicted model, not a curated record
GGAUGAAGGUUAAACUGAAAAGCAGAUGCCUAGACCUAACCUACACUUCUCAACAACAACUCUCAUUGAAAAAUUAAAGGCUGAAAUAAUAAAAUCCCAAAAAUUGCAAUGAAUCUUACUAGGAUAUAUCCAAUUGCGUUAAGGACAGCAUUAGAGAUCAGAAAGCUGAGCAAUGUUGCCAAAUCUGUAAAUAAUUUCGAAAUACCUUCAACUUUCAUAAACAGAAAUCCAAGAAAUUUAGAGAAACUUAGGAUAGGAUAUAAACCGGACGGUUACCAUUUAGAAGCGCCUGGAAGAAUAUAUUGGCACAAGUUGGAACUUAUGGAAUCGGGAAGGUACGUUGUAGCAGUUGUGAAGCAUUUUAAAAAUGGAGAAGUCUUAAAAGCAAGUACAUCAGAGUGGCCUAUAAAAAAACGUUUAUAUAGAUAUAAUGAUGUUUCUGCUUACAUCAAUUUAGCAAAGGUUUUGGGUGACCGAUGUGUGAAAUCUGGUUUGACAGAGAUGAGUUGUUUCAUGGAAGUGAAGAAUCCAGAUGGAAAAUUAGCUAAUUUUUUGAAAUAUUUUGAAGAAAGUGGUAUUGUUCUAAAAGAGCCACCUCAAUUUAAACCAGCAAGGCCCUGGGAUCAAUUGAGACCAGAAAAACCAUGGGAUGUACUAGAAUAGAAUAUUUCGUAUGAAUAUAAAUAGUAUGACGAAAUAAAAUUGUUUAUGUUUUCAA